This is a messenger RNA of Salarias fasciatus (jewelled blenny), 2600 nucleotides long. RefSeq names its product protein phosphatase Slingshot homolog 3. The coding region runs from base 254 to 2143 and encodes 629 amino acids. Lineage: Eukaryota; Metazoa; Chordata; Actinopteri; Blenniiformes; Blenniidae. Gene Ontology annotation, biological process: protein dephosphorylation; negative regulation of actin filament polymerization. The transcript is spliced from 17 exons. Gene Ontology annotation, molecular function: phosphatase activity; actin binding. The record is from RefSeq and is a predicted model, not a curated record.
AAGACUCCGGAGGAGCAGCCGCUGUGCUGUACAUGGUGAAAGUCCUCUCCCUCGAAAGCCACAGAGGGCGGAAUAAGGAGCUCCGCUUGCGGAACAAAUACGCAGGCAAGGCAAAGGAAGUCAGAGAGCGGACCAAGCUCGAAAAGAGAACUAUUCACCACACCCACCGCACACUUUUGGCUGGGAAACCUGCAAAUCCUGUCUGAGCCUGCCAGAAGUAGCAGGCUGAGUGAGCGCAGACCUGUGCAGUGCAAUGGCUCGCUUAACGCUGCACAGAAUCCCAUCCAUCGCCACUGCUCCAGAUGAAAGCUUCCAAAGAAGAGGGAUCCUUCAGAAAAGGGAGAGCUUUGCCCUGGUCAAGGGGGCGGUUCUCCUGCUGGAGGAAGGCGAGAACGUGGACCUUCAGGAGGAGACUUCUCCCUCAGCCGUCUCUCCGGUGAAGCAUGCGUCAGACAUACGACACCGACACGUCCAUGCCAUGGUGGAGCAACUGCGACCAGAGGACACUAUAAAGCUGGCGGUGCAGCUGGAGUCGGUCAGCUCGGUUCGAGUCAGGUAUCUGAUCGUCGUCUCCACGCUGAGCAACAAGCAGGAGAGCAUCCUGCUGGGCAUGGAUUUCCCCAGCUCAGACAGUGAUCAGUGCACCAUCGGCCUGGUCCUGCCCAUAUGGAGCGACACCCAAGUAUAUCUGGAUGGAGACGGCGGUUUCAGCGUCACUUCAGCGGAGGAGACCAGAAUUUUUAAACCUGUGUCUAUGCAGACCCUGUGGUCGGUGCUGCAGGCGCUGCAUGGCUGCUGCGAGCGUGCGGUUAAGGGAGCCGUGAUCCCGGGCUCGGGUCUGGAGUGGGUUCAGCACUACCACCAGCACAUCGAGUCGGACCGCUUCUGCCUGAACGAGUGGGAGGUCAUGAACGACCUGGAGUCUGUGCGCAAAGACAGUGAUGGACAGAGCUCAUCAGAUCGAGUUUCCAAUGAGCAACUCAUCAAAGAGCACCUGAGAGACAUCAUGAGAACCGAAGACCUGGACAACCUCACGUGUAAAAUGGUGCAGAGUGCACUGAAGACCAGGAUCGGGUUUGACAUGAGGCCCUACAAAGAGUACAUCGACAAUGAAAUGAUGGUCACCAUGGCUCAGAUGGACAAGCCCUCCAAGAUAUUUGAUUAUCUUUACCUGGGCUCUGAGUGGAAUGCAGCAAACUUCGAAGAGCUGCAGAAAAACAACAUCGGCUACAUUCUGAAUGUGACCAGAGAGAUUGACAACUUCUUCCCAGAGUCCUUCACCUACAUGAACAUCCGGGUGUACGACGUGGAAGCCACAGACCUGCUGUCACACUGGCCGGACACGUACAACUUCAUCAACACUGCGAGGAAGAGCGGGCAGGGUGUGCUGGUGCACUGUAAGAUGGGCGUGUCGCGCUCUGCGUCCACCGUGAUCGCCUACGCCAUGAAGCAGCAGCGCUGGACGCUGGACGUGGCUCUGGCCUUCGUCAGGGAUCGCCGGGCCAUCAUCAAGCCCAACGAGGGCUUCAUGAAGCAGCUGCAGACCUACAACGGCAUCCUCACCGCCAGCCAGCAGCGCCACAGCACACUCUGGAGGCGGAAAUCAAGAGACCAAAGACAGAAGUCUGUGCACCAGCCGGACGGAGGGAAAGAAGCAAAACCAGGAGAUGGAGAAGAAGACGAUGAUGAUGAUGAAGAUGAAGAGGAGGAUGAUGGGGAGGAGUAUGAUGAUGAUGAUGAGGAUGAGGGGCUUGAUGUGGAGGGGGAAGGUGAAGAGUGCCCCGAUGAAAAAAGUGAUUCAGAUGAAGACCAUGAGGUGUUUGAACAUCCAGAUCCCGACAACAGCAUGGAGACCGAGAUGACCGGAGCAGCAUCUGGUCCUGUCAUCACUAUAAAUGAACCCGAUAAGGUUACUCCCAGUGUUAAUCGCAGCGGCAGGAUGAAUCUCUUCUCUCUGAUGCAGUCCAUCAGUGAGCUGGAUGAUGACGAUAAAGGGUGUGAACAGCUGCCUGGCAGUCCGCGGCGAUCUCCCGGUCCGCGGAGGCGCAGUCACGCUCGACGGAGUCUCACUCACCAGGGCGGAUGUGUGGACGUUUCACCUGAGCCCCGGAGCCUGCAGGACGGCGACCAGAACAAACCCUGAACGAUCAAAGAGUUGGAGAAGGGAGGAAGGCGUGGGGACUUCUGGGAAUUUGGAGAAUGGGGGUUUGGGGGACGACGUCAAAAAAUACACCAAUAAAAAUAGAAGGUUAAAAAAAAAAAAAAAAAAAGCAUUGAAGCGUGCUUGGAGAACAUGCCAAGGUUUUUAUACUUAAGUUUUAAUUUAUAUUUUUCAGGUCUUUCAUUACAUGUCGGCUCAAAAAUCAUAUCCGAUCAGUACCGUGAUGCAGUAUUGCUGUUCCAGUGAAAACCUGAAUAUCUGAUAGCUGAAGUCUUUGUCCUUUUUUUUUUAAUUUAUCUAUCUUUGACUUGUACAUCUGUCCAGCAUUCCCUCUUCUCCUCUGUCAACACUCCAGAGAUAUCUAUGCAAUAAGCGCUCUCUUUCGCCACCUCCCGUGAAUUAAAGGCUGCGUGCUGCUGUCAAACCGCGGUUUGGCAUU